This is a messenger RNA of Ogataea philodendri, 933 nucleotides long. RefSeq lists its product as uncharacterized. Gene Ontology annotation, molecular function: protein dimerization activity. The record is from RefSeq and is a predicted model, not a curated record. The transcript has a single exon. Bases 1 to 933 code for a protein of 310 amino acids. NCBI's taxonomy places the organism in Eukaryota, Fungi, Ascomycota, Pichiomycetes, Pichiales, Pichiaceae.
AUGGGCGAGUUCAAAGUCUGGAUGGAGUUGUCACAAAAGAAUGAGGAUAAUACUUUAAUGAGCUACUCGAGAACGUUUUUGAAAGUAAUCAAGCUUUUUACAGCAGUAUCAAACCUACUUGGCAAAGAAGAGGGAUUGGUUGAUUACUUCGAUAUUGCAGAUCAACUUUACGUGUAUCGUGAUAGUGAAGAUCCGACCGUUGCUUUAUUCACAGAAAAACUGAAAGGUUUAAAUCCAAGCUUCCUCAACGCAAUUGGUUUUUCCUACUCGAAAUUUUGUGAAUACUUCACCCUUGCUUUUGAAGAUGAAUUAGUGAUUGCGGGAUCCGUCUUUGAUGUGAGUGAUCGCAACCAGCUACUAUUUUCGACCAUCAAUUGGAAACAUCAAGACAUUCGACAAUUUCCGUACAGGCUCAAGUCUUUGGAACGCUCUAAGACAGAGAUUCUUUUUGAGUUGUAUAAGCGUACCGAUUCAUUCAAAAAGGUUUAUCUCCUCGCAUCGGAGGAAUCUGCAGGAAAUGCUCAAGCACAUGAAAGUAUGGAGAAGAGCAUCUUCAGCAUGGAAGUCGAUGAAUAUCACAAGUGGGGGCUCUAUAACACUGACUAUAGUAAGUGGUCUAUCGAAACUAACAACGAGUUCUGGUCUUCUAUGUCGUCUACGCCCUUUCCACGAUUGAGAGAUACAUAUCAGCUCCUCAAAGAGAUUCCUUGUUCAAAUGCUGCUCUUGAAAGUACGUUCAGCCUUGCCAACAACGUGAUUGGAUCAAGAAGGGUCAAUCUCGGCGAUGAAAAGCUUUCAAAACUAAUGUGUAUUCCCUCGUUUGUCAAUUCUAUCCCGGAACUGCAAAAUAUGGAACAUCAAUUUCGCUUUGCAAUUGAAGAUCAAGACAAUGAGUGCCCUCGUAUGGAGAUUGAGGAUAUGUCGGACGAUUGA